AUGCUAAAGAAGGAGAAACCGAUGCUGUCGGUGGCCGCAAUCAUUCAAGCGCAAGGCCGAUGGGAUCGGUCACUGGCCGGAUUGACAGGUUUCGAUGCGGCCCUGGUUGGUCACAUGGGACCGCUCUCGCCGCCUGAUCUGAAGCCCGACCUAAAGCCGGACAUUUCACUGCUGAACGGAAGUGGCGGAGGUCCGUUCUCGCCCGGCAACAACUGUGGUCCCGGCAGUCCCAGCAGUGGUGGCUUCGUCCUACAACAAAAUGCGCUUGUUGUCGGCGGUGCGCUCGGCAAUGGUACGGGCGGCGGACAACAGAACAUGCUGGUCGGUGGCGGAGGUUCACAGCAACAGCAAGGAAGCAACGGUGGCGGUGGCAGUGGACCCAACACACCCUCCAACAUCACGCAGCAGUACCCGCCUAAUCAUCCGCUCAGCGGCUCGAAGCAUCUCUGCUCGAUCUGUGGUGACCGGGCCAGCGGCAAGCAUUAUGGUGUUUAUAGCUGCGAAGGAUGCAAAGGAUUCUUCAAGCGAACGGUACGCAAGGACCUGUCGUACGCGUGCCGCGAGGAUAAAAACUGUACGAUAGAUAAACGCCAAAGAAACCGUUGCCAGUACUGCCGGUACCAGAAAUGUUUGGCUUGCGGUAUGAAGCGAGAAGCCGUCCAGGAGGAACGGCAACGGAGCUCCAAAUUUUCGAUGAAGACGGAAGAAAUCAACUCGACUAGCUCGGUGCGGGAUGUCGUGGUUGAUCGGUUCCUCGAGGCUGAACAGCUGGGUGAACAGAAGAGUGGUGACAACGCCAUACCAUACCUGCGAGUUGGCCAGAAUUCUAUGAUUCCACCAGAAUACAAAGGCGCUGUGUCGCAUUUAUGUCAGAUGGUGAAUAAACAGAUUUACCAACUAAUCGAGUUUGCACGACGGCUGCCUAACUUUUCGAAUCUUCCACGCGAAGAUCAGGUAACUUUGCUGCGCAGUGGUUGGAACGAGAUGUUAAUUGCUUCUGUCGCAUGGCGAAGUAUGGAGUACAUUGAAACGGAACGACCGCCGGAUGGCCGGAACGAUGGGCGCGUAACUAUCCGACAGCCGCAACUAAUGUGCUUGGGACCGAACUUCACCCUGCAUCGAAACAGUGCUCAACAAGCCGGCGUUGAUUCACUGUUCGAUCGCAUCCUGUGCGAGUUAGCGAUCAAAAUGAAAAGACUGGACGUGAACCGGGCCGAACUGGGCAUUCUUAAGGCUAUCAUACUGUUUAACUCUGAUAUCCGAGGCCUGAAAUGUCGAAAAGAGAUCGAUCAGAUGCGAGAGAAGAUCUACGCCUGUUUGGAUGAGUACUGUAAAACGCAGCACCCGUCGGAGGAUGGUCGAUUCGCACAGCUAUUGCUGCGGUUGCCAGCGCUACGCUCGAUCAGCCUCAAGUGUAUCGAUCAUCUAAACUUCCUGCGGCUGCUCGGCGACAAGCAGCUCGAUAACUUCAUCAUUGAGAUGCUUGAUACACCGUUGUAG
Molecule: messenger RNA, 1500 nt
Organism: Anopheles marshallii
Lineage: Eukaryota; Metazoa; Arthropoda; Insecta; Diptera; Culicidae
Gene: usp
Product: protein ultraspiracle
Exons: 7
Coding region: 1-1500 (499 amino acids)
Biological process (GO): cell differentiation; positive regulation of transcription by RNA polymerase II; anatomical structure development
Cellular component (GO): nucleus; activator ecdysone receptor complex
Molecular function (GO): RNA polymerase II cis-regulatory region sequence-specific DNA binding; nuclear steroid receptor activity; zinc ion binding
Source: RefSeq, a predicted model, not a curated record